AUGGUGCCAUUACAGGGGCCAGUGUCAUUCAAGGAUGUGGCUGUGGACUUCACCCAGGAGGAGUGGCAGAAGCUGGACCCCGAUGAGAAGAUAACAUACAGGGAUGUCAUGCUGGAGAACUACAGCAAUCUAGUUUCUGUGGGAUAUGAUAUUACCAAACCAAAUGUGAUCAUUAAGUUGGAGCAGGGGGAAGAGCCAUGGAUAAUAGAAGGUGAAUUCUCAUGUCAGAGUCAUCCAGAAGUCUUGAAAGUUGAUGACCUGAUAGAGAGAAUCCAAGAAAAUGAAGGCAAACAUUCAAGGCAAUCUAUUUGUAUCAGUAGCAAAACCUUGAUUGAAGAGAGACAGAAUACUUUUGAUAAAACUUAUAUGGAAGCAAGCCUUGUUCCUUCAAGCAUAAUAGCUCAUAAUUGUGUCUCAUGUGGAAAGAAUUUAGAAUCCACUUCAGAAUUAAUUAGUAGUGAUGGAAGCUAUGCCAUAAAAAAGUCCGAUGAGUGUAUUGAAUGUGGGAAAACAUAUCAUGGAGAGAAACCCUAUGAAUUUAAUCAAAAUGUAGAUACCUAUUCUCAAAAUGAAAGUGUUCUUCAGAAAAUUAAUAUUUUGGAGAAACCCUUUGAAUACAAUGAAUGCAUGGAAGCCUUAGACAGUGAAGCUGUUUUCAUUACUCACAAGAGAGCUUACAUGGGGGACAAACCCUAUGAGUGGAAUGAUUCUGGACCAGACUUCAUACAGAUGUCAAAUUUUAAUACAUAUCAGAGAUCACAAAUGGAAAUGAAGCCCUUUGAAUGCAAUGAAUGUGGAAAAUCCUUCUGUAAAAAGUCAAAAUUUAUUAUACAUCAGAGGGCUCACACAGGAGAGAAACCUUAUGAAUGUAACAUAUGUGGGAAAUCCUUCAGUCAAAAGGGAACCCUCACUGUACAUCGGAGAUCACACUUAGAAGAGAAGCCCUAUAAAUGUAAUGAAUGUGGGAAAACCUUUUGCCAGAAGUUACAUCUCACUCAACAUCUGAGAACUCAUUCAGGAGAGAAACCCUAUGAAUGUAACGAAUGUGGGAAAACCUUCUGCCAAAAGACACAUCUCACCCUCCACCAGAGAAAUCAUUCAGGAGAGAGGCCCUAUCCCUGUAAUGAGUGUGGAAAAUCCUUCUCCCGCAAGUCAGCUCUCAGUGACCAUCAGAGAACACACACAGGGGAGAAACUUUAUAAGUGUAAUGAUUGUGGAAAAUCCUACUACCGAAAGUCUACCCUUAUUACACAUCAAAGAACACACACAGGAGAGAAACCGUAUCAAUGUAGUGAAUGUGGAAAAUUCUUUUCCCGGGUGUCAUACCUUACUAUACAUUAUAGGAGUCAUUUAGAAGAGAAACCCUAUGAAUGUAAUGAAUGUGGCAAAACCUUCAAUUUAAAUUCAGCCUUUAUCAGACAUCGGAAAGUACAUACAGAAGAGAAACCCCAUGAAUGUAGUGAAUGUGGAAAGUUCUCUGAAUUGUCAUAUCUCACUGACCACGCAACUCAUUUAGGAGAGAAACCCUACGAAUGUAAUGAAUGUGGGAAAACCUUCCUUGUAAAUUCAGCCUUCAGUGGGCACCAAUCACUUCCAAAAGGGGAGAAAUCCUAUGAAUGUAAUAUAUGUGGAAAAUUAUUCUCUGAGUUGUCAUACUACACUGAACAUUAUAGAAGUCAUUCAGAAGAGAAACCCUAUGGAUGUAAUGAAUGUGGGAAAACCUUCUCCCAUAAUUCAUCCCUAUUUAGACAUCAAAGAGUACACACAGGUGAGAAACCCUAUGAAUGUUAUGAAUGUGGGAAAUUCUUCUCUCAGAAGUCAUAUCUCACUAUACAUCAUCGAAUUCAUUCAGGAGAGAAACCCUAUGAAUGUAGUAAAUGUGGAAAAGUCUUCUCUCGUAUGUCAAACCUCACUGUACACUAUAGAAGCCAUUCAGGAGAGAAACCCUAUGAAUGUAAUGAAUGUGGGAAAGUCUUUUCUCAGAAGUCAUACCUCACCGUACAUUAUAGAACUCAUUCAGGAGAGAAACCUUAUGAAUGUAAUGAAUGUGGGAAAAAAUUUCACCACAGAUCAGCCUUCAAUAGCCAUCAGAGAAUUCAUAGAAGAGGAAAUAUGAAUGUACUUGAUGUGGGAAAUCUCUGA
Molecule: messenger RNA, 2142 nt
Organism: Propithecus coquereli (Coquerel's sifaka)
Lineage: Eukaryota; Metazoa; Chordata; Mammalia; Primates; Indriidae
Gene: RBAK
Product: RB-associated KRAB zinc finger
Exons: 3
Coding region: 1-2142 (713 amino acids)
Biological process (GO): regulation of transcription by RNA polymerase II
Cellular component (GO): nucleus
Molecular function (GO): DNA-binding transcription activator activity, RNA polymerase II-specific; RNA polymerase II cis-regulatory region sequence-specific DNA binding
Source: RefSeq, a predicted model, not a curated record